This is a messenger RNA of Xenopus tropicalis (tropical clawed frog), 3058 nucleotides long. RefSeq names its product cysteinyl leukotriene receptor 1 (gene cysltr1). The record is from RefSeq and is a predicted model, not a curated record. Gene Ontology annotation, cellular component: membrane; plasma membrane. Gene Ontology annotation, molecular function: G protein-coupled receptor activity; leukotriene receptor activity. NCBI's taxonomy places the organism in Eukaryota, Metazoa, Chordata, Amphibia, Anura, Pipidae. The transcript is spliced from 2 exons. Gene Ontology annotation, biological process: signal transduction; G protein-coupled receptor signaling pathway; leukotriene signaling pathway. The coding region runs from base 172 to 1272 and encodes 366 amino acids.
CAGACUUUUAGCCAGUUGGACUGCGUGUGGCUGAAAGCUGGGCGGUACAGACAGAGGCAAGAAGUCCACAGAGAGUGCAAAUAAAGCUCAGCUCACUUCCCUGCUUCCAAGCACAGACAAGAUUCUACAUUCACGUGCCAGUUUUGUACUGAGCACCAGGGAAACUUUCCAAUGCUGUCAGAUCAAGACAAGUAUUUACAUGGUCUUAAAUUUGGACACUGGGAAGAAAACAUGUUAAAUUCAACACAUAUUCUAUCCGCAUAUGAUGAUAAUAACAGCUGCAGUAUUGAUGAUUUCCGUAACAAAGUCUACUCAACAGCUUAUUCCAUGUUCACUUUGUUUGGCCUUUUUGGAAACAGUUUUGCUUUAUUUGUCCUACUAAAGACCUACAGACAAAGAACUGCCUUCCAUAUCUACAUGAUAAACCUGGCCGUUUCAGAUCUUCUUUUUAUUUGCACUCUUCCAUUUCGAAUUGUAUAUUAUGUCAGCAAGGGAAGAUGGUACUUUGGGAAUUUUUUAUGCAGGAUUAGUUCCUAUGUUUUCUACGUGAACUUAUAUUGCAGCAUAUUUAUUCUAACAGCAAUGAGUAUUACGCGAUUUCUCGCAAUAGUUUUUCCUGUCAGAAAUUUAAAGCUAGUGUCCAUUAAAAGAGCCAAGUGGGCUUGUGCAGGGAUAUGGAUUUUUGUUACUGUAACCAGCUCCCCAUUUCUGAUGACUGGAUCCUAUACAGUUGACAACAUGACAAAAUGCUUUGAGCCCCCGCCUUCCAACGAGGCAAAGAUAAUGGUCAUCGUCCUCAAUUAUAUUUCCCUUGUCUUUGGCUUCAUCAUUCCAUUUGCCAUAAUUUUGGUCUGCUAUACCAUGAUCAUAAAGACACUGCUGAAAAACUCCAUGAAAAAGCAACAAGAAUCCCGUAAAAAGGCAAUUCGAAUGAUCAUCAUUGUUAUGGCCGUGUUCUUUCUAAGCUUCAUGCCAUACCAUAUCCAGCGCACUAUACACCUUCAUUUUCUGAAAGGAAAUAAGAACUGUAAAGAAAGUCUACAUAUGCAAAAGACAGUUGUCAUAACCCUUGCACUCGCAGCAUCCAACUGUUGCUUUGAUCCACUGCUUUACUUCUUUUCAGGAGAAAACUUCAGGAGGAGGCUUUCCACCUUCAGAAAGCAGUCAGUAACCAGUAUGGCUCAUGAGGGUAAAAGAAAGAAAUCAGCUAGCUCACCUGAGAAAAGUGAAAUGAUUCCAGAGCUGGAGAAACAAGACAGCAAUGAAAGCUAAAAUGGCACUUGGGCUGUAAAAGUCUUCUGUAAGAAAUACAGAAUACAAACUAUGGACUCUCACUGAGAAAUCUGGUAAAAAAAAAUCAAUUAGGGUUUUGUAAAAAAGAAAAACAUGCACAUUUGAGUCUGUUCUGUUGAAUGUUCUAGUGAAAGAUAUUUCAAAUGUAAACGAUGACAACAAAUAUGGUACGGAAAUUGUCACAUUCUCUAGGCAUUACAUUCCAUGUUCAUGCAAGGACACAAAAAUAGGAGUAAAAUUAUAAUUUGCUACUGACAGACAAAGGCAUGCUACUGACUUAAGAAACACUCCUAGUACCGACUUCAGAUUUGGACUCCCAAGUUUCCUGAACCUAUAGCUGGCCAUGCAUUUAAAGAUCAUACUGAGGCUGUAAGGAGACCUGUUGGACAAGGGGAAUCCAGCUACGAAAUAGUUCUUCUUUUUCUGCAUCAUUUGAAAUCCUGGCAGGGGAGGAGCAACUAAAAGCUGAUGUUAAAAAUUGUAACAAGCUUUUAGACAGCAAGCACAAACUAAAUAACCCACAAUGCAUUGCACUACAAUGUUACUUUCCUUAAUGGCAUCAUGUGUGAAGGGAAUUGUGGGAUUUGGAGGAUGCAGGCUGAAGUCAGGCUGAGGACAGUCUACUUACAUUUUUUUUUGAGUCUCAAAGCAGUCAAGUGAACAGGAGAACAUAUUGCAAAGUUGCUUCAAAAUUAUGUUUUUCAGAAAGCCUAAGUUGUGUUUUGGUGGUGUUCCCCUUUAAUGAUGUUUAGAAAUAGCUUUUAGAUUUAUAUCUAUGUGUUUUAUUAUCUAAAGACAAAUAUUAUGUAUGUUCCAUUGCCUCUGUGUGAUGCACUGUUUUACUGUAUAUUGUUAUGUACUGUAUAUACAUGUAAGUAUACAACUAUAUUAGGGAUGUUCCAAAUAAGAGUAUUGGUUCUGGUUCUGAUUUAGUGCCUGGCUAACCUAAAUCCGAAACACUUGACUUUUUGUCACAUGAACUCAAAAUUUGAAACCAUACUACUGUGUGCGCAGCAUUCUCUUUAGCCUUUUUCUUUUAGCCUUCCUCAGUUUGGAUUUGUUUAAUUGACUAUUAUAUGUCAAUGGAGUGAGGGGGUGGCAGGAAACUGACAGUGUUGGUUUAAUAACUAUUUAUGGCACUAACAGUAUAUUAUAGAAUACAAUUUUUCCAAUAUGGCACAUUGAGAACAUUGAACAUUAAAAGAAAAGCUUAGAUGGGAAGCAAAAAGGUUUUUUUUUUAACCUUGAGAACAAAGAAAUGCAUAUAUACAAAUGCUGUUUCUAUGUAAUGUAGUAUGUAUUUGUAUUUGCUAAGCAAAGGUCAGUAUUAAUUCUUCUUAAUUAAUCCUUCACUGUCCAGAAUCCACCAGGGCUGCCCCCAGCCAACUUUUUUGUACCCCUCCCUCUUCUACUGCGUACCGCACUUCCUCCUCGCGGCUGUGAUGGGAGGGAGAGUGUGGCGGUUACCGGGGGGGCAGUCUGACACUGUCAGUGAUUAUCACCCCUGCCUUGGAGUGCUGGGGUCCUCAGUUCAGUUCUGGCUGAGCAUUAUCUGCAUGCAAUCUUUUCUCUGCCUCUUUGUUUCCUUCAGGUACUCUGACAACCUCCAACACUCAUAGUGGCAGGUGAUGACAAUUGACCCUAGUGUAUAUUACAGAACAAUUAUAUUGUAAGCUCCACUGAGCACAUGAAGUGGUUGAUGUCAAACGCACUGCAGAUAUGUGUUGAUGCUCUACAAGAUAAACAAUAAAAAAUGGUUCCUGUU